Melospiza melodia melodia is the source of this 2375-nucleotide messenger RNA. RefSeq lists its product as uncharacterized. Lineage: Eukaryota; Metazoa; Chordata; Aves; Passeriformes; Passerellidae. The record is from RefSeq and is a predicted model, not a curated record.
CAGUGCAAGGGCAGCCCCUCCUCUUCCUCUGCAUGGCCCCGCCCAGCAAAGCCCCUCGGCGCCACUUCCGCUUCCUCCGGGAUGAGCUCGAGGUCUCCGAGGGCAUCGUGGAAGGUUCUGGAAGCGCCCGGCUGAGGGUGGAGAGGAGCGGCCAGAACCAGACCGGGAACUUCAGCUGCAGCUAUGAGGAGAUGACCGAGGGGCGCUGGAUUGCCUCCUACCCCAGCGAGGCCGUGGCAGUGGUGGUGGAAGACCCGUGUCCGCCCCCCGUGCUUUGGGUGGAGCCUCCCCGACGUCACUUUCGGCGCCGCUUCCGCUUCUUCCGCGAUGGUGUCGAGCUGACUCCGGGUGACCUCAUCGAUGACGUCAUCAGUGACGUCACUGGUGAUGGGUCCCAGCUGGUGUUCCCGCGGAUUUCGCCAGAAUUUUCUGGAAUUUUCAGCUGCCUGCUGGAGGAGGAGGUGGGCGGGGCCUGGGUGGAGGCUCCGCCCAGUGAAGGCGUGGCCGUGGGUGACCUCUCCCCUCCCGCCCCAAUCUCGGUGACGCCGGCCAAGGCGCGUUUCCUGGUGGGCGAUGCCGUGUCCAUCUCCUGCGCCGCGCCGGCGCCGCCCAGCACCGACCGCAUAUCCAGGCCUUCCGCUUCAACGGGCACCUCAGGCUGGGCCAGCGACGUCCGUGCUUCCCGCCGGAUGUCUGUCCACACCUUCACAGUCACCGGGCCCCAUGACGGCGGCUUCCACACCUGCUCCUACAGCGUCGUCCGGCGCGGUGGCCGCGUCCUCCACUCGCCACCCAGCCGGGCUGUGGUCAUCAAUGUCCGAGACCGCCCGACCCAACCCAACCUGACGGUGACACCCUCGGGCCUCACAGUGCAAGGGCAGCCCCUCCUCUUCCUCUGCAUGGCCCCGCCCAGCAAAGCCCCUCGGCGCCACUUCCGCUUCCUCCGGGAUGAGCUCGAGGUCUCCGAGGGCAUCGUGGAAGGUUCUGGAAGCGCCCGGCUGAGGGUGGAGAGGAGCGGCCAGAACCAGACCGGGAACUUCAGCUGCAGCUAUGAGGAGAUGACCGAGGGGCGCUGGAUUGCCUCCUACCCCAGCGAGGCCGUGGCAGUGGUGGUGGAAGACCCGUGUCCGCCCCCCCGUCUUUGGGUGGAGCCUCCGUCUGGCGUGGUCACUGCGGGUCAGCGGCUGCGCCUGACCUGCUCCGCGAGCCGACGUCACUUUCGGCGCCGCUUCCGCUUCUUCCGCGAUGGCGUCGAGCUGACUCCGGGUGACCUCAUCGAUGACGUCAUCAGUGACGUCACUGGUGAUGGGUCCCAGCUGGUGUUCCCGCAGAUUUCGCCAGAAUUUUCUGGGAAUUUCAGCUGCCUGCUGGAGGAGGAGGUGGGAGGGGCCUGGGUGGAGGCUCCGCCCAGUGAAGGCGUGGCCGUGGUGGUCAUGGACCUCUCCCCUCCCGCCCCCAACAUCUCGGUGACGCCGGCCAAGGCGCGUUUCCUGGUGGGCGAUGCCGUGUCCAUCUCCUGCGCCGCGCCGGCGCCGCCCAGCACCGACCGCAUCCAGGCCUUCCGCUUCAAUGGCACCUCAGGCUGGGCCAGCGACGUCCGUACGUCCCGCCGGAUGUCUGUCCACACCUUCACCGUCACCGGGCCCCAUGACGGCGGCUUCCACACCUGCUCCUACAGCGUCGUCCGGCGCGGUGGCCGCGUCCUCCACUCGCCACCCAGCCGGGCUGUGGUCAUCAAUGUCCGAGACCGCCCGACCCAACCCAACCUGACGGUGACACCCUCGGGCCUCACAGUGCAAGGGCAGCCCCUCCUCUUCCUCUGCAUGGCCCCGCCCAGCAAAGCCCCUCGGCGCCACUUCCGCUUCCUCCGGGAUGAGCUCGAGGUCUCCGAGGGCAUCGUGGAAGGUUCUGGAAGCGCCCGGCUGAGGGUGGAGAGGAGCGGCCAGAACCAGACCGGGAACUUCAGCUGCAGCUAUGAGGAGAUGACCGAGGGGCGCUGGAUUGCCUCCUACCCCAGCGAGGCCGUGGCAGUGGUGGUGGAAGACCCGUGUCCGCCCCCCGUGCUUUGGGUGGAGCCUCCGUCUGGCGUGGUCACUGCGGGUCAGCGGCUGCGCCUGACCUGCUCCGCGAGCCGACGUCACUUUCGGCGCCGCUUCCGCUUCUUCCGCGAUGGUGUCGAGCUGACUCCGGGUGACCUCAUCGAUGACGUCAUCAGUGACGUCACUGGUGAUGGGUCCCAGCUGGUGUUCCCGCGGAUUUCGCCAGAAUUUUCUGGGAAUUUCAGCUGCCUGCUGGAGGAGGAGGUGGGCGGGGCCUGGGUGGAGGCUCCGCCCAGUGAAGGCGUGGCCGUGGUGGUCAUGGACCUCUCCCCUCCC